This is a messenger RNA of Coprinopsis cinerea okayama7#130, 1416 nucleotides long. RefSeq names its product twin-arginine translocation pathway signal. Lineage: Eukaryota; Fungi; Basidiomycota; Agaricomycetes; Agaricales; Psathyrellaceae. Bases 523 to 1416 code for a protein of 297 amino acids. The transcript is spliced from 6 exons. The record is from RefSeq and is a predicted model, not a curated record.
CUUCCACACAUCUCCAGCGACGGGCAUUCUAUGUGUGCGCACUUCGGUCUCUCUCGGGCGAUACAUUCUGGCUAUACACCGCGGCUGUCGACGUAUUCAGUUGCCUUCUUGUCUAGUCCGUCAGGCGGUCCUUGGGCUUCUGAAGCAAGGCGAACAAGAGUCGACCAGCUGGUGCACCCAUCGUGAAACGGGUUACGGGAAGCAUCGCCCGAGAUCGCCCUAGCUGCUUUUAGGACCAAUCAUGAGUCCGGCUACUCAAGUACUCAUCCAAGCGCUUUCUUCAACUUGCAAGCCCAUCAUCACGCGAGUGAUUUUUCAAUAUUGAUAUCGGAGACAUUGAUUUUGGAACCGGGGUGGCGCGCUGAAGACGCUUUUCCUGUUCUGUCCAUCUCCACCGCCGUUACGGAGGUGGACCCACAAGAUUUUUUUCAGAUAUAACCCUUGCAUCUUUGGGUAUAGGCAUGUCGUCGAGCAAGGCUCAUUGUGCCCUCGAAUCGGAACUCCGCGCUCUCUAGACGAACCAUGACUAUCGCCACGGCUCAAAGCCAUACUACAGUCACCUCCUCGGACGGGACUGCAAUCUACGCUACCGCCGUCGGAAACCCCGAACUCCCCUCUAUCGUGUUCAUCCAUGGGUUCGCUCUGAGCGCCAAGGUCUUUGAGCGUCUCUUCAGUGACUCGAGAUUGCUCCAGCGCUUUUACCUCGUCGCCUUCGAUGUGCGAGGUCAUGGACGGAGUGGGAAACCGCUGUCCCCGGAAAGCUAUGAACAACGUCUGUUUGCGGAUGACUUUAAAGCUGUUUUGGACCAUUUUGGGUUGAAGAAACCGAUCGUUGUGGGUUGGAGUCUUGGAGGGCUCGUCAUCGCCGACAUUUUCGCUCACCUACCUAGGGAAAUGGUGUCCGCCGUCGUCUACCUCAACUCACUACCCUGGGGCGGUCCCGCGAUCCCUCGCGUCGCCACCCCCGAGAUCCUCGCCAUCCUUCCUCAGGUAAUCGGUGCCACCGGAGACAUCGACGUCGCCACUACCUUUGCAGCACGAGUCCACUUCAUCGAGAUGUGUUUCAACGAGCCUGCCGAGGACAUCCCGAUCAGCAUCAAGUGGGAGUGGCUGGGUAUGGGUGUUACGCAGCCCCCCGCGGUCGCUGGUAUGGCUGUCGGUCGGACGCAGGAUGAGAGUGGGCUGGUUGAGGCGGGCAGGGCGGGGUUGCCUGUGCUUCUUGUUUAUGGAACGAGGGAUAGGUUGCUUGAUGGGUCGGCUGUGGAGAGUUUGCUUAGAGAGAACUUUAUGGCCCUUGAGGUGCACAAGAUUGAGGGUGGGAGUCACUCGCCCUUUGCGGAUGAGGGGUAUGAGGAGACGGUUGUGGCGCUUGAGAAGUAUGCGAAGAGCCUCAUAAGGCGAGAGAGUUAUAAAUAG